CGAUAUGAACUAUAUGUCAGAAUAAUCAAUGUAUGAGAGAUAAUAACAUACGUGAUAACAGAUAACGAUUUUUUUUUCUCGUUAUACAAUAAAUAUUAUGGAUAUAUAGAUAUGGUCAAACAGUUAGUCAUUCGUUUCUUGUUCUGUUUUUGUUCUGAUAAUGACCAUCAUGAUGUGUGCUAAGUAAAAUCAAAAGAAUUACGAUGACGACGCCUAUCAGUAACAGCAGUCACUGUUUGUUUAGACAAAGAUCAAAGUUAGAAUUCCAUCUAUAAAUGUAAUUUACACACAUAGAAUUUAUGAUUAACUAAAUAUAUAGAUGACAGAAUAGAAAAAAACUUUCCACCAUAUAAUAGAAUGAUAAUAACAAUACGUGCAUUUGCCAAAAUAACAAACUUCUGGUUCGGAUACAAAAAAAAUUUCAGUUCAGAAUAAUAUUAAUCACCAUAUUGCGUUUUUUUCAGAUAUAUUUGACAUUCCGUAGAAUUAUAGAUUUACUACAACUAUUUAUCUUCGACUAUAAGGUAAUUACAUAGAUAUGUUUUCCGGUUUUAAAACACUCUAUAUAUGUUCAUGAUUAAUGACCUUUUUUGUUUUUUUCAAAAGGUAUUUGAUAUAUAAAUCUAGUUCAAAAACAGGCACUCGUUAUUAGUGGUUGAUAUCUUAUAAAACAUGUUCGAUACAAUUCGACGAAAAUUUGGUUUAAAUAACCAAAGAAGACAAAAGUAUGACACUCAUUUUAAUCAGGUGUAUACAACUUAUCAAAAGAAUUGUCUUUUUGCGGACAGAUUAGAUAUUAUAAACGUCCAAAUAGAUUAUCUUCUGUAAUCAGUCGAAAUGAUCGUUGUUCAUCUAUACGUAUACAAAAAAAUGUUUUAACUAUAAUAUAAUAUUUUUAGAUCUGGUGGUACCGUGAGUAUAACGAGCGAUGAAACGGACUCACUAAGUGAUGACUUUAAAAGCAUACAAAACUCAAUCACAUCAAUACAUAAGACGUCUUCGAUUAUCUUAAGAAGUUUUGUACCACAGUCACGAUCCAUAACCACAAUAAACUCGUGUAUCGAUGAAAAUAGUCCGUGGUUUUACAAUAAUAUAACUAGAGAAAGCGUUGAAGCAGCUUUAACAGUUCGUUCAAUUGGCAGUUUUAUUCUUCGAAAUAGUUCUUCAUCUCCAAAUGCAUUCGUAUUGUCUGUUCGAGUACCAAAAUAUAUCAAAAAAUCUUUAGUUGUUCAUUAUCUGAUUGAUCAUGACAAAGAUGGAUACAAACUACGGGGAACAAAAAAGUUAUUCACAACAUUAACAUCAUUAAUUGUACAUCAUUCCAUUGUAACAGAAAAUCUUCCAGUAGUACUCAAUUUACGGCAAUAUUAUCCACAAUCUAAUCAGUCAAAAGAAUAUUCCGAUUAUCUUCUAUGA
This is a messenger RNA of Didymodactylos carnosus, 1416 nucleotides long. The record is from the annotation of a GenBank genome assembly. Lineage: Eukaryota; Metazoa; Rotifera; Eurotatoria; Philodinida; Philodinidae.